This is a messenger RNA of Nylanderia fulva, 686 nucleotides long. It is a transcript of the gene zetaCOP, whose product is annotated as COPI coat complex subunit zeta. Gene Ontology annotation, biological process: intracellular protein transport; retrograde vesicle-mediated transport, Golgi to endoplasmic reticulum; intra-Golgi vesicle-mediated transport. The record is from RefSeq and is a predicted model, not a curated record. Gene Ontology annotation, cellular component: COPI vesicle coat. Lineage: Eukaryota; Metazoa; Arthropoda; Insecta; Hymenoptera; Formicidae.
AAAUUUUAUAUUUAGCCGCAUUUUGGUCUUUUUCUUUUUGAACACGUCGAGCGAAAUCGGUCGAAGAGUUUGACAAGAAUCUAACGUAAACAUGGAUGGUCAACUUUUGGAACCUACAUUGUACACGGUUAAGGGAAUGGCCAUCCUGGACAACGAUGGCAAUCGAAUUCUGGCAAAGUAUUACGAUAAGAAUGUAUUUCCAACAUCAAAGGAGCAAAAAACUUUCGAGAAGAAUCUGUUUAGUAAAACACACAGGGCGAAUGCUGAGAUUAUUAUGUUGGAUGGUUUAACAUGUGUUUACAGAAGUAACGUGGACUUGUUUUUCUACGUUAUGGGCAGUUCGCAUGAGAACGAAUUAAUUCUUAUGAGUGUUCUCAACUGCCUGUAUGACUCUGUUAGUCAGAUCCUUCGGAAGAAUGUUGAGAAGAGAGCAGUAUUGGAUAGUUUGGACAUAGUAAUGCUGGCGAUGGAUGAGAUUUGUGAUGGCGGUAUAAUUCUGGAUGCGGACGCAUCGAGUGUAGUACAAAGAGUAGCAUUGCGAACGGAUGACAUUCCACGGGAACAAACAGUAGCACAAGUACUGCAAUCGGCUAAAGAACAGCUUAAGUGGUCAUUAUUAAAAUAAAUUUUUUAUGUGUAUAAAUCUUGCAUAGAUAUAUCUGCAAUAUAUGUAUAUUAUAAAGGUU